CAUAAAUACCGAGAAGGUGUUCUCAGUUUCAGCAGAACAUCACAUGCUUCUCUGAAGAACACGACACGAAAUCAACCGUGAAUACGAAAAAACUGUGUACGACUGAUCAAUCAUGAAGUUACAUGUGACGCUCUUCGUAUGCCUUGCAGUAACAGUUGCCUUGGUAACCAGUCUACCUGCACGGGGACGCCGACCUGGUGGCAGACCAAUGCGACCUGAUAGACCAGAAGGUGCGAGCAGACCAGGAAGACCUGAAAAGCCAGACAGACCAGUGGGCGCAGACAGACCAGAGCGACCAGACGGACAAGAUGAGGAAGACUGCGAUAAUUUCGAAGACGAUGACACGAUAAAUAGCGAUGAGAACGCAUCAUCCCGCCGAAGACGACCGCACGGAUCACGUCCCUGUAAACCACGACCCAGUGGAAUGCCAUCACGUCCAUCCGGUCAUCCACCACGUCCCUCUGGUCAUCCGCCCCGUCCAUCCGGUCAUCCACCACGUCCCUCUGGUCAUCCACCUCGUCCAUCAGACCUACCACCACGUUUCACUGGUGAGCCAAUUUUUCCGACACAAGAGGGCGAUGUCGGUGUUGAAGGUUUUGAAUAACAUUUUAAAUACAACAUAGCAUUAUGAUAAGUUUUGAUUCGUUUCAAUUGAACACUGUCAAUCAUGAUUUCUUGAUUAUAUCAAUCUGCAUAAGUAUCACACAUUUGAUUGUCUGGACAGAUAUAUUGAGGGCAGGUCCUAUGUACGAUUAUUUCAUUUAUUUUUUCAAGAAAACGUGUUUUAUUAUGUUAAUAUUAAAAUAAAAAAAGAUAUUUAAUAUUAAAUUA
This is a messenger RNA of Saccoglossus kowalevskii, 831 nucleotides long. RefSeq lists its product as uncharacterized. NCBI's taxonomy places the organism in Eukaryota, Metazoa, Hemichordata, Enteropneusta, Harrimaniidae. The record is from RefSeq and is a predicted model, not a curated record.